This is a messenger RNA of Manihot esculenta (cassava), 1526 nucleotides long. Its product is annotated as F-box protein CPR1. The record is from RefSeq and is a predicted model, not a curated record. Bases 211 to 1440 code for a protein of 409 amino acids. NCBI's taxonomy places the organism in Eukaryota, Viridiplantae, Streptophyta, Magnoliopsida, Malpighiales, Euphorbiaceae. Gene Ontology annotation, molecular function: protein binding. The transcript has a single exon.
CAAGGGAGCUCUGGGAAUAUAUUUUCGGUUUCCAGCGGUCGGUUAUUAAACCAAAAUAAAUUUGCCAGUGCCGCCUCUAAUGAUAACACGUAUAAAUAUCCUAGGCCCAGUAUUUCCUCCAGAGUAAAUAUAUCCUCUUCUCAAGAAAAUAGAGCAGACCAGCAAGAACCAAGAACGCAAAUAAUUUUUUCCAAGAACCAAGAAAGAAAAAUGCCUGAUCAACUUUCUAUACAGAUGCUCGCAAGAAUGUUUUCAAGCUUUCCGGUGAAAUUACUCGUGAAAUGCAGGUGCGUUUGUAAAGCUUGGGACUUUUUAAUCACCGAUCCUUCUUUCAUAGAUGAGCACCUCAAGAAAACGGCUGCAAGAAAAAGUGAACUACUUAUCUUCAGGUAUUAUAUCAACAUAGCACCGUUCGAAGGAAAUGAACAUUAUUUGCUAUACAAAGACGAGAGUUUCCCUGAAAACCCAGUAGAAGAACUCGAUAGCCCAUUAAGGGGCUUAUCUACUUUUGUUAAUAUAGUGGGUUCUUGUAAUGGAGUUAUCUGUCUAUUUGAUUAUUUGAAUCGCAUGUACACUGAGAGAGCUGCUUUAUGGAACCCUAGUGUCAGAAAGAUUGUUUCUAUUCCUUGUCCUAAUGUUACGUUUGAUUCUCGUGGACCCUUUUUUUACUCACUUGGGUUUGGUUUUGAUUCCACAACUGAUGACUAUAAGUUGGUGAGAGUAGCGUAUACAGGGGACGAUCAUUUUAAUUUCGUUGAUAUUCCUCCUUUGGUUGAGAUUUUCAGUUUGAGAGGGAUGUAUUGGAAAAUGGUUUAUAAUAAUCUGAAUUAUGUAAUUUGUGGGUGUUCAACUUCUGCUUUUCUCAAUGGAGCUUGUCAUUGGGUCGGCUCUGCGCCAAGGAGUGCGGUUGGUGUAGGCGAUGUGAUCGUGUCGUUUUCUUUGGGAGAUGAAUUGUUCAGGGUAAUGAAGAUACCAAAUUGUUUGGUUAACGAAUAUCUCUUCCUGGAUGUUGCAGCGUUUGAUGGAUCACUUUUGCUGGUUCCUUUUAUGAAAAAGAAUGGGGAAGAAGAUUGGUUUUCAGUUUGGAUAAUGAGAGAAUAUGGUGUUGCAAGAUCUUGGACCAAACUUUUCAGUAUUUCAAAGGAGGAAGGGGUAGAAAGGUUAGUUGCAUUUAGGCAAAAUGGCGAGGUUCUGUUGGCAAACGAAGAUGGAAGGCUAGUUUCCUAUGAUCCAAACACAGAAAAAAUCACUGCUACAGGAAUUGUGGGCAGUGCACAGUCCUUUUAUUUGGAUACUUUAGUGGAUAGUCUUGUUUUAAUAGGUGAAUCAAAUGAAUUUACAGAAAUGGAGUAUGCAUCUAGUUGUGGUUCAGUUUCUAGUUCACUGAUGGCAAUUGAUAGAGCAAGUGGAGAAUCAACUGAAGAAGAGUGGGGAGAGUGAAAUUUCUACAGAAUGUAGCAAAUGGUGUCUGAUGCAAAAUCAAUGGCAUGCUUCUGCUAGUAUGGACCAGCAGGAGCAGCAGCAGC